Messenger RNA from Drosophila ficusphila, 1524 nucleotides. It is a transcript of the gene RpIIIC53, whose product is annotated as DNA-directed RNA polymerase III subunit RPC4. The transcript is spliced from 4 exons. The coding region runs from base 155 to 1405 and encodes 416 amino acids. Gene Ontology annotation, molecular function: DNA binding. The record is from RefSeq and is a predicted model, not a curated record. Gene Ontology annotation, cellular component: RNA polymerase III complex. Gene Ontology annotation, biological process: transcription by RNA polymerase III. NCBI's taxonomy places the organism in Eukaryota, Metazoa, Arthropoda, Insecta, Diptera, Drosophilidae.
GAUUUUGAGGAAAGCAAGACUGGCCGAAUUCCUUAACCUCAACGAAGUCCACUCAACGCGAAUUUAAACGGAAAACAAGCGGAUUUUUGGGGAAAGCAGAGCGCAGCGACUUCCGUCGACUUUUCCAGCGGACGGGCGGCGCGAAUGGGACGCCAUGCCAGCGAAGCGGAUGACGGCCACCACAGCAGCAGCUUCGUCCAUUAGUGGAUCCAGUGGCUCCGCCACGAAUAGCAAUGGUCCGUCUGGGGGCGGGUCACGCCCCCUGGAGACGCUCAACGGGAUGGCCAGGUUGACCCCCGCCCGCGAUUUGACCCUUGGUGGGCGUGGCGCUGCGCUGGGGAGCAAAAAGGUGUUUGCCCCCAAUUUGAAUGCGGUGCGCAACAAGAAUGCCAAUGUCAAGACCUCCAAGGACACCACCCAACCCAGGGGCGGCCGCAGGGGUGGGCGUGGCAAUGGCACUGCAGCAACACGUGGUCGGGGUGGAAAUUCCGCUGGCGGGGGCAAUUCCACGCUCAUCCAAACCCAAGGACUCUUCUCUGAAGGAGCAGGCGACGUCCAUGUGCGGAGGUCAACGGGCAAUGGAACGGCAUACGCCAGGAGCGGCGAGGAGGUUGCCGUGGCCAGGAAACGAGUAGAUCGGAAGGACGACAAGAGCCAGGCCGAAAGGAUAAAGGAACUCUUGGGUGAAUCGGAUGCCAGUGAUGCAGAGCUCAGCGAAGAGGAACCUAACAAGACUGAGAUGGCUCUUCGGCCCAUCCUGCUCAAGGAGGGACUGUGGGUCACCCAGAAGACACCGAUUCUGAAGCAGGAGGAUACCAGUUCAACGUCUACACAAAAGGAAACCUUGGCAGUGGCUGAACACCUGCAGCAACUGCAUGUCGCCGCCCAAGCUGCCAGCUUGGAGGAACCACCGCUGCAGUACGGUCGCUAUCCACGCACCAUUGGCAACUUUCUGGACUCCAGUCAGUCGCAGAUCUUCCUCAUGCAGCUGCCUGAUGUGCUGCCAUGUGUGAGCGAUGAACCCGAGGAUGCGGAACCAUCUAAGGCGGACCCCCUAGCGACCAGUGAAUCCGAACCCUCAAGUCCUGCCAUCAAAUCCUCCAGCGUAGCCAAGGGAAGUGUUCUUCGGCAGCUUGAAGAGGGCCAGAUCGGCAAGAUUCUGAGGUACAAAUCAGGUCGCGUUAAACUCCAGCUGGGAGAUACCCGCUUCGACUUGGACAUGGGUCUUGAUCCGGGAUUCCUGCAGGAGCUUAUGUCUGUUACCGCGAACCGCGAGCAGCGCAGCGGAAACAUGAUCAACCUGGGACCCAUUCAGGCCAAGCUCAAGGCCACUCCAGAUUGGGUGCACCUCUUCGAACAGCAGGAAGCUGCAGCCAAACGAUCCAAUCCGGUGCCGAACACGUAGCACAACCUGAUUUCAGUUCCACACUAGAUAUGUAAAAUUGUAAAUAGGCUGCGCCUAAGUCUAAGUUAUUUCUACUUUAAAUGCCGUACAUACAUUUUAAAUAUAGACUUUUGUAAUAA